Messenger RNA from Tachysurus vachellii, 2807 nucleotides. It is a transcript of the gene chn1, whose product is annotated as chimerin 1. The record is from RefSeq and is a predicted model, not a curated record. The transcript is spliced from 13 exons. Bases 351 to 1730 code for a protein of 459 amino acids. Gene Ontology annotation, molecular function: GTPase activator activity. Lineage: Eukaryota; Metazoa; Chordata; Actinopteri; Siluriformes; Bagridae. Gene Ontology annotation, biological process: positive regulation of GTPase activity; regulation of small GTPase mediated signal transduction; signal transduction.
GGACAGGCUGAGCUUUGGGUCACGUGGUCUAACAACAUGGCGGCUUCAGUAGAGGGAUUCAGAGUGAGUCGGAGCUCACAGCCAGCAAACCAGUUCUGGGUUGUAGCGGUCGUGUGGAUCUGCGAGCGUUUAAACUAGAGAGUGGCACUAAGUUGAUGAGGAUAGAUAAUAAUCAGUGGGGUUUAAAGUUUAGCUCUGCAUAGCCUGUGAAGGGGAAAAGGAACAUUGGCGUCAAAGCAUCAAGGGUAGUGAGAGGUUUAGAGAGAGAGAGAGAGAGAGAGAGAGAGAGAGAGAGAGAACUUGUCGCUGCAGUGCAGAGCUUUUUGUCCACUGGAUUUAACACCAAUAACAUGGCUAUCCUUGUUUUCGAUAACGAUGAAUAUAGACCACCAGUGUGGAAGUCUUACUUGUAUCAGCUCCAGCAGGAGGCGCCACAUCCUCGGAGAGUCACAUGCACCUGUGAGGUUGAAAACAGGCCCAAAUACUACGGGCGAGAGUACCACGGCAUGAUCUCCAGAGAGGAAGCAGAUCAGCUGCUGAGUGUGGCAGAAGGAAGUUACCUCAUCAGAGAGAGCCAGAGACAACCUGGCACUUACACCCUAGCCUUACGCUUCGGGAACCAGACCCGCAACUUCCGCCUCUAUUACGAUGGCAAGCACUUUGUGGGAGAGAAACGGUUCGAGUCGAUCCACGACUUGGUCACAGAUGGCCUGAUCACGCUUUACAUCGAGACCAAAGCAGCUGAGUACAUCUCUAAGAUGACUAUUAACCCCAUUUAUGAGCACGUGGGAUACACCACGUUGAAUCGUGAGCCAGCACUGAAGAAACCUGCACCCGUCAGCACAGAUACACCUGACUGGAAGGAGCCACCCAGCGAGGAAAGUGGCCUGGAGGAGAGGCUCAGCUCGCUGGUGCGCCGGGCCACGCUGAAGGACAACGACCGCGUCCCCAAGUAUGAGAAAGUCCACAACUUUAAGGUACACACGUUCAGAGGGCCACACUGGUGCGAGUACUGUGCCAACUUUAUGUGGGGGCUUAUUGCUCAGGGGGUCAAAUGUGCAGACUGUGGCUUGAACGUUCAUAAGCAGUGCUCCAAGAUGGUUCCCAACGACUGUAAACCAGACCUGAAACAUGUGAAGAAAGUGUACAGCUGUGAUCUGACCACUCUGGUAAAAGCCCAUAAUUCCAAACGACCCAUGGUGGUGGAUAUGUGCAUACGGGAGAUCGAAUCACGAGGUCUGAAGUCAGAAGGUCUUUACAGAGUGUCUGGCUUCAGUGAUUUAAUUGAAGAUGUCAAGUUGUCCUUCGACAGAGAUGGGGAGAAGGCAGACAUCUCAGUGAACACGUAUGAAGAUAUUAACAUCAUCACCGGUGCUCUUAAGCUCUACUUCAGGGAAUUGCCCAUUCCUGUUAUCACAUACGAUGCAUAUCCACGCUUCAUCGAGGCUGCCAAGCUGACAGACCCAGACGAGCGUCUCGAGGCGCUUCACGAGGCCCUAAAGCAACUGCCUCCUGCUCACUGUGAAACUCUGAGGUAUCUGAUGGGUCAUUUAAAAAGGGUGACCCAGAACGAGAAGGAUAACCUGAUGAACGCAGAGAAUUUAGGGAUUGUGUUUGGUCCCACUCUGAUGCGCGCUCCAGACCUCGAUGCCAUGACAGCACUAAACGACAUUCGUUACCAGAGGCAGGUGGUAGAGUCUCUCAUAAAGAACGAAGACAUCCUCUUCUAACCUGUCCAUCAUGUCACCUCCUAUAUGAAGGAUCAGGGUUUUUUUUUUUGUUUUGUUUUGUUUUUUUAAAUAAUGGACUGCAGCUCAUGCUGCGUUUCUUUUUGUGCGAAGACUUGAACCUGAAUAUGAAGGACCAUUGUAUAAUAGUCCAUUCUUUCCACAUCUUGUGGAUGAGCUCUAAUUGUUUAACGCUCUAUUUUUUUCUCGUUUAAUGGGCGUGGAUUAUGUACCUUAAAUUUGCAUGUCUUCCUCCCCAUUUUUGUCGGGGGUUAAGCUAACUGAAUUGUGAGACUCUUCAGAGCCAGCAUUUGUUUAUUUUGUGACGGUUUAAGGGUUACUGAGGAAUAAAGGCUAACCUUAGCCUUCUUCUGCAGCAUGUGAAGAACUCGUGAAAUCUGAUGCGUUGUGACUGUACUUUUAUUUGUCCCAUGUGUGUACAUUAGUUCCUACUUGCCAAACGGGUUUUGUGUUUUGUGAGAAACUGUAAAUGUGAUAUUUCCCAGUGAAUUUUGAUGACACUUUACUUGAAAAGCUUAAAGUAAAAGCUGCUUUAGAAGACAUUAAGUCAUAAACAAGAAACUACUGUAAACUCAUUGUAGGCUUUAUAGUUAACAGGUGUAGUGGCAGUAACAGCAUGCAUUAAUGUGGUGAAUUCCAGCUUUCUUGGGUUUACUCUUAACUUCAACAGAUUUCAUUUUGUUUUUGCUGAGUUGUUUAUAUGGUUUUCUGUAUGCCCGGUGUUUUAGUUUUAAAUUUGUACUGAGUAUCUCAUGAGUGUCAUGUUACCAACAGUCCUCAAUAACUUUUCAAGUAAAGUGUCACUGUUGAAUUAUUUUUUUUCUUUCUUUCUUUUCUUUCUUCUGUCUCUGCCUAUAAUCUGCCUUUUUAAUGCAGUACCUCUUCAGCUCUACUGAUGAAGGACAAUACAAUCCAUUUACUAAUCAGUGUCUAUCAUAGACGUCUGUCCUUUACACAGAUCUCUUGCACUCAGAACAGAACUGGCUGGUGUUUUUUGGUUGUAAUGUUUUUGUAUUUGAUUUGCUCAUGGAUUAAUUUAUUAAACGUCACUUUUAGAAA